This is a messenger RNA of Aspergillus pseudonomiae, 520 nucleotides long. RefSeq lists its product as uncharacterized. The coding region runs from base 69 to 239 and encodes 56 amino acids. The transcript has a single exon. The record is from RefSeq and is a predicted model, not a curated record. NCBI's taxonomy places the organism in Eukaryota, Fungi, Ascomycota, Eurotiomycetes, Eurotiales, Aspergillaceae.
CCUCCGGUUGCGAAGCAGUGAUGUCAUUCCUAGGAGCUUCUGCGGUACUACAUAGGUAAGGUAAGAGGAUGAUCAUUAGCUUUGGUUGGUCUUAUUAUGUGAAAAACGUGCGGAGCAAAUUCUUUUCUUCAAACUUGAUUAUACUCUUCGAUGGCAUUCUCUGCGCUGUAUCUGUAUGUGCAUGUACAGUACGUAUUUACUCCAGUUCAUCAUGUUCCAAUCCAAUAUACACUAUUUGAGCAACUCCAGCCAUUAAGCCUCCUUGUUGAAGUGGGUAUAGCAAGACAUUAAGAUAAACCGAAAGGCGAAAACAGAAAACCAGCAAACUUUUUUCCACGGUCUGACAUGCUCAUAAUACCCGCCAGGAGUAUCAGCAACUCCGAUUAUUUUGAGGAUAGGGGGGUUGGGGGGGGGGGGGCGACAGUAUUGAAAGAAAAGUGAGAAGGGUCUAUUAUGCGUGUAGACUGUAGCGUGUAGGUUUAUGGGAAGUAAGAAAGGGAGGGGAUGGGGGAUGACCCGU